This is a messenger RNA of Aedes albopictus (Asian tiger mosquito), 1616 nucleotides long. Its product is annotated as putative odorant receptor 71a. Bases 11 to 1165 code for a protein of 384 amino acids. Gene Ontology annotation, biological process: detection of chemical stimulus involved in sensory perception of smell; sensory perception of smell. Gene Ontology annotation, molecular function: olfactory receptor activity; odorant binding. The record is from RefSeq and is a predicted model, not a curated record. Gene Ontology annotation, cellular component: plasma membrane. The transcript has 5 exons. Lineage: Eukaryota; Metazoa; Arthropoda; Insecta; Diptera; Culicidae.
CUCUCAAACCAUGAACCUAAUAGUCAGAACUCUGCAGCUGAUCGGCUACUGGAGUCACCCGGAGCGUUCCUUCAGAGCAGUCCAAGCCAUCUGCUUGAUAGCCGUGGUCCUCAUAUGGGUCAUCAUUCCUGAAUUGGCGUUCAUCAUACGCCAGGAGCCCAACUUCGUUAUCAUUGUGAGGAACUUGGCAGAGAUUCUCAUCAUUGGCAUGGUCGUUCCGCAGGGUUCGAUUGCUUUGUAUUACCGUCCUUUGCUCGAAAAAACAUACCGUGAAGUUCGAUCAAUUUUUGAUACGGUUUCCACAGAUUCACACAGGGAUGUUCAACGGGUAAUUAAGCACAUGAAGAUUUUCUCAGAGUGGACAUUCAAGGGAUAUAUGGGAGCUGAAGUAGUGUUCGCAGGGCCUUAUUUUAUAUCGGUACCCGUUACAACAAUUUUGAAGUACUCUUCGACUGGGGUGUCGUCCACAUUGAAAGGAGUGUUCGAGGCUGACUACUUACUUUUUGACCUCCAAUCCAACGUAUGGUUGUGGCUAAUGACGGUCGUCGUAAAUAUCGCUGUAAUGGUUUAUGUGGUACUAUUUCUUGUCUCGAGUCAUUGUUUGUUCUGGAGUUUGCUGCACAACGUGUCGGGAUUAUUCAAAAUCAUAAGCAUGAAAAUCGGUCGCCUGGACGAGCUCAUCGACGAUGUGCAGCGCCACGAAGAACUGGUCACGAUAGUAGGGCUGCAUGAAUCGGCAUACAGAGGGGCACGCGCAUUGGAAAAAUCUCUCAAUGCCUUCAUGCUCAUAUUGUACGGAAUGUGCAUUUUGAAUAUUUGCCUGACAAUGGUGGCCUUGUCGUUGCCAAACAUCGACUGGGACUUGCUGCUCAAAAUGACUGUAGUAAUGAUGUAUCUUCUGUGUCAUAUUCUUGCUUAUUCCAUACUCGGUACGGAACUGAUGUGUGCAAGUACAGCAACUUCAGAAGCAUUCUACAAAUCACAAUGGUAUAUGCGAUCAGUUCAAGAACAACGAACCAUCCUGUUUGCUUUGGCCAGAUCGCAGAAGAUGGCAGCACUGACUACGGGGAAAUUUUUCCACGUCAGUCGAACCACAUUUGGAAUGGCGUUACGAAGUGCUAUGUCGUAUUUUGCCGUAUUACGACAAGUAUACGGUGCCCAGUGAAGGUGGCAGCUCGAUUGUGAAGAUGACCUCACAAUUUGUAGUGUCUACACCGUAAUUGACCACGACAAUCGAAGUUACACAAUUAAUCAACAAACGGAAGUUGAAAGUAGCUUACCGUUCUCAAUGUGCACUUUCGAGAAUAACGACUCUGGCCACUUCCUUACGAUCACCGAGGAAGGGAAGGAACCUUAGUAUAACGUGCGUUGCUACUAGAGACAGAGAUCAGCACUGCGUCUCCACGACUGUCACGGGAAGGAGUUUUUCUUAGUAAGAAAAGGGAGCAGUAACGUGAUCUGGAUACACUUUGGCAAAUGAUGAGAUUCAUGCAACUUCUAUUUAAAUCAAAACAUUUAUUUUCAUUUUGUUUAAAAUACAAUACAUGUUGACACCAAAGAUGACGAACUUUUUUUUUUGUUAAUGCAAAAAUUAAUGGAAAAAAUAAAUAAUGAGU